GGAGUCCCGACGACAUGAAAAGAGUCGCGGGAACGAACGAACUCAUGCUGAUGUACGGUGAUGAAUCAUGAGUCACAUUGAGGGCUAAAUAGUAACUUUGAAAGAUAUAGUAGUUUCGCUCAUAAUAGUUUUAUGGGUGGUCGGGGUGAAGUCCUUUGUAGUCGGUUUGACGGCUACGUGGGAAUAUUGAUCACUGGGCAAUUCUUCCGAACAUCCUUCGAUCUCCUGUAAGAUCGGUGCAAUUACUUGGCACAAUUUUUCGAAAUCGUGAAGGGAGAACAGAUCUAGUGGUCAUAGAUUCAAGUGCCUGUACUGAUUUGAAGAACCUUCUAGCUGAUCCCGAGCUUUAAUUAGUGAGAAGAGUUUAAAAGCAUGACGAACUCCGAGCUCGUCGCAAAGUCUAUAAUCGCAGACGAUGAACUUGGAUUCAGCCGUGAGAAGCAACAAUUGCCCUCACAGCAUUCGGCUCUCAGUCACAGAGGAGUUCAAGUGGAAUCGUCAGUCGAAGACAUCUCCGGCAGCGAUAUUCCUCUAUUCACGACGGUCAUCAGAAUCGCGCAGGAGCUGGUUGACGAGAUGAAGGAUAUCAAUAACGAUAAAGAGGCAGAGAAGGAGGACGUCGUGCUCGAGGAUACGUCAAAGGAAGAAAAUAGGGAGAGCAAAGCGGAUUUGCCUGGCGUAGCGUCAGCUGAGCCCGAAUCUCCAUCAAAGGGUCAGAAAUGCGACGCUACUUCCAGUGCUAUGGAAAUCGAAGCACUUGCAGUGGAUUUAGAGAGAUCAACCGAGCCUGUUGCUGGGAGCUCUCGAUCUGAACGGAAGAAGCAGAAGCAAUUGCAAUCGGUAGAAAAUUGUCCAGAAGAAAGAGAGCAGCCUGCCCCAGCGGCUCCCGUACGCAAAGGUCCUUCCAAGAUCAAGAAAUUUUUCUCCUGGGCAGGAGACGUGGAGAUCAUACUCUCCAAUAUUCUUCGUGAAGACAAAGCCAGCGGAAGUACAAUUCCCGCCUCGAGAGUGCACCCGUAUUGGAUGACAGUCGUCGAGCGGUUGGCGCGCGAGAGAAUCUUUGUCUCAGAAGUGCAGGUAACCGAGAAGGUGCGUCGCAUGAAGAGGAAAUACAGCACCAUCUGGAGGAUUGGGCCUGACCUGUGGAGGAGUGAUCAUGAGUUGAGGCUCUUCAACAUAUGGGACAAAAUUUGGGGUACGGGAGCACAUGUAGGCCGCUUGACUCAGGCAAAGGAGGUGUCGGACAAGAGCACUGAGAAACUCUGUGGUGAUGAAGAGCAAGCCACAGGGCGUCCGUCCACUUCCACCAGGAAGCCUAGCGAGUCCUCCGAGUCUGCCAGAGAAUUUCCAGUCGUCCAACGGCAAGAACUAGCAGUUGGGAAAUCAGCACUCACUGAUGAAGCAAGAGAAGCGAAAGGCAAAUCGAAGCGUCCAACUGAAGGGCGCCCUGCAAUCGCCUCCGAGCCCCGACUUUUCCCGCCGCUUAUUCCGCGAAUCGGAAACGCAUCCGACAGAGGAGUCGAGGCAGCCCACAUCGAGCCUGGCGGGAUCGAUUCUGCAAGACGGAAGAAACCGAAAGCUCCCGUGCCGACCAUUGCAUUGCAAUUGAGCCGAACUCUCAGAGACGUUUCCACUGUCGUUCAGGAGUUCAGAGACUCGUGCCUUGAGCACAUAGAGGCGACCCGCAAAGAGACGGCUGCAAUCGUCGACGAUGCGCGUUGUUACGCCCUCGGAAGGAAGCACCGCUGCACUCCGUCGUGUUCAAGCUGUUGGUGUUCGGACUCUCAAGGCUUGUUUCGUGGGCUGAAGCGCGACGAUUUGUUACACAGAUGCCCCUGCUCCCGAGCGUCCGAUGAGAUGCGAGAGCAAUUGUUCGUCCUGCGUAGUCAGGAGAUUGAGAUGGAGGAAAAACAACUCGAGAUAGAACUGAAGCGGGUGCAGCUUGCGAAGGAGAUUGCGAAACGACUAGGUCACUUUGAUUGAAUCUACGGUUGAAAGGGUUCACCGAAUGUUGAGGCUGGGACCUACGGUUGACUCUUCCACUGACGAAAGCAUGAGAACGAGCGAGAUGCAGUGAAACAGCAAUGGAUUUUAUUGAAUUUUGAAGUCGGAGCUGUAUAUAUGUACCACGAUUCCAAGGGAUUCACCGGGAGAUGCAGUUGAUGUACCUGAUAGUUUCAAGAUUAAUUCUACGUACCUUUCAAAUACUUUGUGUGAUAUGAUACUUGCAGUAAAGGCCUUGGUCAUGGGAUGGCCGUUAGUCUG
Molecule: messenger RNA, 2265 nt
Organism: Marchantia polymorpha subsp. ruderalis
Lineage: Eukaryota; Viridiplantae; Streptophyta; Marchantiopsida; Marchantiales; Marchantiaceae
Source: the annotation of a GenBank genome assembly